AUGGCCUCGUGUGUCCAUUCCAGUGCCGCGGAUCUGAUUCCACCAGGGUCCUCCCAAGCGGUCUAUCGCGAAGACUGUACGCAGUGCUUCGAUUCCAUUGACGAUGACGCCGGGCUAAACGUUUGUCUUCAAUGCUUCAAUGGUGGAUGUGCUGGGGAUAGAAACCAUGGCCUACUUCACUACAAGCGAUUCGGUCACCCGCUGGCGCUCAACAUCAAGAGAACACCAAAGAAAGUCCAGCGCGAUGAACCCCCACCUAAAAUCUCAAAGCUUGCCAUUGCAGCUGAGACGGACGAGGAUAGAUAUGAUGUUGCUACAUCGGUAGUGUGCUAUGCGUGCCCCGAAGACAGUGUGAACAAGACCGACGGCAAUCUUCCUGCUGUGAUCGAAGGUGUCAUGACUGCCAUGACUCAUUCAAAGAAGGAAGAGGUCAAGGCCUGGGAGCAAGAAUUUGUUCCUUGCGAGCAUACUCUUUGUCUGGUCCAGCAGGACAGCCUCAAGGCCAGCUCCACAGACUCAAACCAUUGCUCAGAUUGCGACUUGGGUGAGAACCUCUGGCUAUGCUUGGAGUGUGGAAACAAGGGCUGUGGGCGAAGUCAAUUUGGUGGAAGCCAAGGAAACUCACACGGUCUCACUCAUGCUGACGCAAAUUCACAUGCCGUUGCCGUCAAGCUUGGCUCUAUUACAGCAGAGGGCUCCGCCGAUGUCUAUUGCUACAAGUGUAACGAGGAAAGAGUGGAUCCUGAGUUGGCCACACAUCUCGCCCAUUGGGGAAUUUACUUGGCUGGGCGUGAAAAGACUGAAAAAAGCAUGAUGGAGAUGCAAGUCGAGCACAACCUCAAGUGGGAGUUCUCUAUGAAAACAGAAGAUGGCCGAGAAUUGACUCCGAUUUUUGGUCCCGAUCUAACUGGUCUGACCAAUCUUGGAAACAGCUGUUAUCUCUCUAGUGUCAUGCAGAGUAUUUUCUCGGUGACUGGGUUCCGUAACCGAUACCACCACCCCUCUGAAGAACCACCGCUGAGUGAGAAACCAGCACGAGAUCUUGAAACUCAAUUGCGAAAACUUGCAGAUGGAAUUCUCUCUGGUCGGUACUCCCGGCCUGACCCCCGCUCUGCCUCAUCGGUCGAUGCGUCUGAGGUCGCUCAUCAGAAAGGCGUGGCGCCAGCAAUGUUCAAAUACCUAAUUGGGGAGGGCCACGAGGAGUUUUCAACCAUGAGACAGCAGGACGCGUUUGAAUUCCUUCUUCAUCUCUUCAAGUCGGUGAGCCGGUCAAACCGUGCAAGCGGGCUAUAUGACCCUGUGCAGGACUUCCGCUUCCAAGUCGAGCAGCGACUUCAAUGUAUGAGCUGCAAGAAGGUGCGUUAUCGAGUGGAUGAGCAGGAAAACAUCUCAGUAGCCGUGCCCGCACGCCAGGUGGAAGCCUCGGAAGGGACAGAACCCAAAUAUGAGUCAGUGACCAUCACAGAGUGCCUCGACAUCUUUACCACACCUGAGAUUGUCGAGCUUACGUGUCCCGGCUGCGGCAGCAAAGAUGGCUUCUCCAAACGCUCGCUUUUCAAAACGAUGCCCCAUGAGUUGGUUGUCAAUGCUCGCCGAUUUAAGCUCGUUAACUGGGUUCCAACAAAGCUGGAUAUUCCCGUGUUGGUCGAUGACGAACCUUUGGAUUUCAGCACUUACCUUGCUGGGGAGCAUGAUCCGAACGAGGUGGAACUCCCAGAGGAGGAGGAAUCAACGGCAUUCGUCCCGAACGGUGGAGCCCUCGAUCAACUUGUGGCCAUGGGAUUCCCCUCCGUAAGAUGCGAGAAGGCUCUACAUGCUACUGGCAACGAGGAUGCGGAAGCCGCUAUGAACUGGCUAUUCGCUCACAUGGAAGAUGCGGACAUUGAUGAACCACUGGAUCUAAAGCAAAAACCCACUGGAUCGGGUGCCGCAGACCAAGAUCCCGUAAAAAUUGCACAGCUAGGAGACAUGGGUAUUGAGGCCCCUCGGGCCCAGCGUGCCCUGGCUGCAACCGACGGUGAUGUCAACAGAGCUGUCGACUGGGUUUUCAGUCAUCCGGACGAUGAGGAGCUACCGACUGCUGACGAUCACAACACACAGUCUGGUAGCACGGCUGGGCUUGCUGAUCUGCCAGCUCGCUACGAGUUACGGUCAAUUGUGUGCCACAAGGGCACUUCGGUCCACGCGGGACACUACGUGGCAUUGAGCCGCAAGCAGUUACCAGGUCAGAAUGGCCUCCCAUGGGUGAUGUUCAACGACGAAAAGGUUGUCAAGUUCGAAGAUACCGAAGAGAUGAAGAAGACCGCAUAUCUCUACUUCUUCACGCGGGUUUAA
Molecule: messenger RNA, 2334 nt
Organism: Penicillium brevicompactum
Lineage: Eukaryota; Fungi; Ascomycota; Eurotiomycetes; Eurotiales; Aspergillaceae
Product: ubiquitin-specific protease UBP14
Exons: 6
Coding region: 1-2334 (777 amino acids)
Biological process (GO): protein deubiquitination
Molecular function (GO): cysteine-type deubiquitinase activity; zinc ion binding; protein binding
Source: RefSeq, a predicted model, not a curated record